GGCCACGAGGCCGUCGUCAAGCUACUGUUCGGCACAGGCAAGGUCGAUGUCGACGCGAAAGAUAGUAUCGGGCGGACACCGCUGUCAUGGGCCGCCGGGAACGGCCAUGAGGCCGUCGUCAAGCUACUGCUCGGCACAGGCAAGGUCGAUGCCGACGCGAAAGAUAGUAUCAGCGGCCGGACGCCACUGUCAUGGGCCGCCCAGAACGGCCAUGAGGCCGUAGUCAAGCUACUGCUCGGUACAGGCAAGGUCGAUGCCGACGCGAAAGAUGGUAUCGACGGCCAGACGCCGCUCUCAUGGGCCGCCGAGAACGGCCACGAGGCCGUCGUCAAGCUGCUG
Molecule: messenger RNA, 339 nt
Organism: Parathielavia appendiculata
Lineage: Eukaryota; Fungi; Ascomycota; Sordariomycetes; Sordariales; Chaetomiaceae
Product: ankyrin
Exons: 1
Biological process (GO): positive regulation of transcription by RNA polymerase II
Cellular component (GO): nucleus
Molecular function (GO): transcription cis-regulatory region binding; protein binding
Source: RefSeq, a predicted model, not a curated record